This is a messenger RNA of Miniopterus natalensis, 3482 nucleotides long. RefSeq names its product BCL6B transcription repressor (gene BCL6B). Gene Ontology annotation, biological process: regulation of transcription by RNA polymerase II. Gene Ontology annotation, molecular function: DNA-binding transcription factor activity, RNA polymerase II-specific; protein binding. The record is from RefSeq and is a predicted model, not a curated record. NCBI's taxonomy places the organism in Eukaryota, Metazoa, Chordata, Mammalia, Chiroptera, Miniopteridae. Gene Ontology annotation, cellular component: nucleus.
UGAGAAGAGAAGCCGCAGCCCCUGCAGGACGGGGGCCGGCGUCGGGAUGGGCUCCGCCGCUUCGCCGGAGGGAGCGCUGGGCUACGUCCGCGAGUUCACGCGCCACUCCUCCGACGUGCUCGGCAACCUCAACGAGUUGCGCCUGCGCGGGAUCCUCACUGACGUCACGCUGCUGGUUGGCGGGCAACCCCUCCGAGCUCACAAGGCAGUUCUUAUCGCCUGCAGUGGCUUCUUCUAUUCGAUUUUCCGAGGCCGUGCAGGAAUUGGGGUGGAUGUGCUCUCCCUGCCCGGGGGCCCCGAAGCCGGAGGCUUUGCCCCUCUCCUGGACUUCAUGUACACUUCGCGCCUACGCCUCUCUCCGGCCACUGCGCCAGCUGUUCUUGCGGCCGCCACCUAUUUGCAGAUGGAUCAUGUAGUCCAGGCAUGCCACCGCUUCAUUCAGGCCAGCUAUGAACCUCUGGGCAUCUCCCUGCGGCCCCUGGAGGCAGAACCCCCCACGCCCCCAACGGCCCCUCCACCAGGCAGUCCCAGGCGCUCCGAAGGGCACCCAGACCCACCUACUGAGUCUCGAAGCUGCAGUCAAGGCCCCCCCAGUCCAGGCAGCCCAGACCCCAAGGCCUGCAACUGGAAAAAAUACAAGUUCAUCGUGCUAAACUCUCAGGCCUCCCAAGCAGGGAGCCUGGUGAGGGAGAGGAGUUCUGGUCAACUUUGCCCCCAAGCUGGGCUCCCCAGUGGAGAUGAGGCUUCCAGCAGCAGCAGUGGCAGUGAAGAAGGACCCAUUCCCGGCCCCCAGAGCAGGCUCUCUCCAACUGCUGGCACUGUACAGUUCAAAUAUGGGGCUCCAGUCAAUACCCCCCAUCUCACACCCCGGGCUCCAGAAACCACUGCAUCAUCUCCCACUGGGCGGGCUCGGCCACCGCCAGGAAGUGAGUUUUUCAGCUGCCAAAACUGUGAGGCUGUGGCUGGGUGCUCAUCGGGGCUGGACCCCUUGGCUCCUGGAGAUGAGAACAAACCCUACAAGUGUCAGCUCUGCCGGUCUGCAUUCCGCUACAAGGGCAACCUGGCCAGUCACCGCACGGUGCACACCGGGGAGAAGCCCUACCACUGCUCCAUCUGCGGAGCCCGCUUUAACCGGCCGGCUAACCUGAAAACGCAUAGCCGCAUCCAUUCAGGAGAGAAGCCCUAUAAGUGUGAGACGUGCGGUUCCCGCUUUGUACAGGUAGCACAUCUGCGUGCGCACGUGCUGAUCCACACGGGGGAGAAGCCCUAUCCUUGCCCCACCUGCGGGACGCGCUUCCGUCACCUACAGACCCUCAAAAGCCAUGUUCGCAUCCACACAGGGGAGAAGCCUUACCACUGCGACCCCUGCGGCCUGCAUUUCCGGCACAAGAGUCAACUGCGGCUGCAUCUGCGCCAGAAACAUGGAGCUGCUACCAACACCAAAGUGCACUACCACAUUCUGGGGGGGCCUUAGCUGAGCGACAGCCCAGAGCCCAGUCACUUUCUGGAAGCCAGGAAAGCUGCUGGCCCACACCUGGCUUCUCUGUCAGAUUUGGGCAUGAAGGUGUGCAAGGCCCCUCCAUUCUCAGAAACUGCUACCACCUUAAUUUCUCGCUGGGGAGAGCAGGGGUGGCAGGUCCUGACUCGAUCUGCCUCUGUUUUGCUGGUCAAAACCUCUUCCCCACAAUCAACAUUGUUUCUGAGGAGAAAGCAGGCUGGGAGCUGGGAAGAGGAGAGGUUGGAGGCCUAGUUUUCUUAGGAAACAGUCCUCCACCUGCAGUCCCUAUCUCAUUUGGUUUAUCUGUAAAUAUAAUUUAUUGAGGCCUUUGGGUGGCACCAGGGCCUUCAUUCUACUGCAUUUCCCACUUCCCUCUUCCCAGUGUGAUCAAAGUGACCUGAAACACAGAAUGUGAGAUCUCUUCCCUAUGAGAUCUGAAAUUUUGUGUUCUCUUCACAGCUCUGCUGGCAGAGAUUAGCACUUAGCUGUGUCCCUCGGCUUGAGUGUUCUAUGUUGUUAUUGCCAUAACUUCUGUCUUUAGAAUUGUUCUUUCUCCUAUUUGUUUGCUUGUUGGUUUGUUUCAAAUGGAGAAAUGGGUUUCCUGUGUCCUGCCCCCCUAAUUCUAGGUCUGGAACCUUUCUUUGUCUAGGGCAGCUCUGGGCACACGUGGGUUUGUGGAAUCGGGUCAGGAGCCCUCUCUGGUAUCCUGGAUAUUAUAGGUUCUCUAGCAGGCUAGAACUGGGUAGUCUUUUCUCUGUUCUUCAGGGUUAUGGAAACUGUGUGGUAAGCCUGAAAUGGAGGGAAUAAAUGCCUCCCGAGGGCUGGGGGUGGGGGGCUUUGUCAGUCUUGGAACUGGGGGGAUGAUUGGAGAGGCUUUUUCUUAUACCCCUAACUGUCCCAUUCAUUUGUUCACUGAGGUUUGAUACCACUGUGUCUGUCACGAUAGAGCCCACAACCCUCCCACUAGGGCCUGUUCUUAGCACUGAAUUGGUCCCUCCAUAGGGAAGAGAUCUGAAAUUCCUUAUUAGAGAUGAUGCAGCCUUUUCUGAUUCUGCCUCGUCUCUAAGAAUGUUAUGAUGUAGAGGAGCAUUACAAAACUCUUUAUCUUGGCUAAGCAUGUCAUGACCAGUCCUUUGAUGCUGAGGCAUCUGGGCUUGAAUGUCCCUUGGGGCUCUCUCUACCUGAGACAAACUCCUUCCUUCAGUGGGUUUUUGGACGUGUUCUGGCAAAUGUCCAGAUCCCAGAAACUUCUUUGCCUCUAGAAGCCACAGGUGCUUGGUAACUUGCUUUCCUUAGAAAAGCUGGGUCUGUGACCCGGUCUUUCCAUCACUGCAUUCCUGUCUGGAACUAGUGAAUGCACUAGAACCUUCCACAAGGAGAGUAAAGGGGCUGAGUUCCAUUUUGGGUUUGCUAUAGUUUGGGAUUAUGAUUGGGAUUACUGUUGGGGUUAGAGGUUUAGGUUUAAAAAAGUAAUUGACUGAUGGACCUCCUAGUAGACCAAGUAUCCAGGUAGAAUUAAGAGACUGGUUGAGGGGUGCAGUUUCUGGUGUAGGCCAAGCAGGUAGAAAGUUAGGAAUGGGGUUGCCUCUUAACUAGGCAGAAGGUCUGGAAUGUUAGAUGAUGCUCUGAAGCCUUGAUUUACAGUCCUGCCCUUUUUGCCAUGGAGCCUAUUUGAUUAUGGGGCAUGGGGAAGAGGGUAAGAAGCACUUUGAAUUUGUGGGGUAGAGCUUCCUCAAGAUAGGUUAGUACUAGUGGCUGUCAUUUGGAAACUGGUGAGAAAGCUACUCUUCGCCCUCUUAUUCUCCACUGCAGGCUUGCAGGAGGGAGGGAAAGAAGAAGAGAGAUGCAAGAAAGAACUACGAUUUUUUAUUUAUUUUUUUAAAAUUUUUUAGCAGAAUGGAUGGGCAGGUGGAGAGUGCCUAGGGGGGAGAUGUUAGAUCUUGCAAGAUCAGAAUCAUGGAAUAAAGAAGCCUCUCUGUGUUGC